GACAAGUCUUCGAAGAAGACUGAAGACUUGCUGGCAAUGGUGAAGAAGCUGCAGAAAGAGGGAAGCCUGGAGCCGCAGAUCGAGGACCUGAUUAACCGGAUCAGUGAGCUUCAGCAAGGAAAGAAAACCAACCAGGAAGUAGGGGAGGCCCGAGCUCGCCAGGAGGUCUUGUGUGGGGAACUAGACUCCUUGAAUGGAGAGAAAGUGCACCUAGAGGAGGUCUUGAGCAAAAAGCAAGAGGCAGUAAUGAUCCUCCGGCAGCACUGCCAGGAGAGGGAGAAGGAGACUCAGAGGUUGGAGGUGGAAGAGCAGCUGGAGGAUCUGACGGAACAGCACAAGGACCUCUGGGAGUUCCAUAUGCUGGAGCAGCGACUGGCCCAGGAGAUCGGCGCCCUGGAACGCAGCAAGGAGCAGCUGCUGGCAGAGAGGACGAUGUUGUGGGCCAGGCUGCAGGAGGUGGAGCAACGGCUGCACUCGGCACGGGACCUCCAGGGCGCGCCGGCAGAGAAGCAUGGGAUGAAGGCAGAGAUUGAGAAAGUCGGGGAACAAACAGGGAGCGCCCCAGACCCCGGAGUCUGCAGAGAAGAGGCUGGCCGCCAGCUCCCCUGCGCCCACAAGGAGGAGGACCCGGAGCAGCAGCAGGUGGAGCUGACCCUGACGUCCCCCUAGGCCAUUAGCACCCCUUCCAUCCUGUCUCCACCUUUCUUCAAGGCCUGACAGAAAAUAAAG
Messenger RNA from Sciurus carolinensis (gray squirrel), 729 nucleotides. RefSeq names its product synaptonemal complex central element protein 1 like (gene Syce1l). The record is from RefSeq and is a predicted model, not a curated record. Lineage: Eukaryota; Metazoa; Chordata; Mammalia; Rodentia; Sciuridae. Gene Ontology annotation, biological process: synaptonemal complex assembly. Gene Ontology annotation, cellular component: synaptonemal complex. The coding region runs from base 37 to 669 and encodes 210 amino acids. The transcript is spliced from 10 exons.